Molecule: messenger RNA, 720 nt
Organism: Neltuma alba
Lineage: Eukaryota; Viridiplantae; Streptophyta; Magnoliopsida; Fabales; Fabaceae
Product: TMV resistance protein N-like
Exons: 2
Coding region: 1-720 (239 amino acids)
Biological process (GO): defense response
Molecular function (GO): ADP binding
Source: RefSeq, a predicted model, not a curated record
AUGUUGGCGGCAGCAAAGGAGGAACAGCAAAUCCGGUUCGAGUCGCGUCACAAGGACACUGUCCUUGAGAGAUAUUCCGCAACCCCUCGGUGUAACAGGCAGCGGCACUCCCCAGGAUCAAACGAACCCUUCCUGCGAAGCAAGGUAGCAGAACAGCGAAAGCAAUUGGUCAAUGCAUUCAAGUGUAGAUCUGAAUAUGACUUUGUUGAGAAGAUUGUUGAAGAGGCAUUUUCCAAGUUACCGCCUAAACGCUUACAUAUUGUGGAGCACAUAGUUGGACUCGAUGCUUGCAUAAAAGAUGUGACGUCACUUCUUGAUACUGUGUCUAUUUUAGGAAUUCAUGGGACUGAAGGAGUUGGCAAAACGACACUUGCCAAGGCUGUAUAUAAUUCAGUUGUCCACCAAUUUGAAGAGGCUUGUUUUCUUGCUGACAUCAGAACAGCUCCUAAAGGGAGCAAAGGCAUGGUACGUCUUCAAAAGACGCUUCUAUCAGAGAUUCUUGAUGAGAAGAAAAAGAUCAAGUUUAGAAGUGUUGAAGAAGGGAUCUCUAAGAUAAAGCAGAGGCUAUGUCUUAGAAGGGUUCUUCUUGUUCUUGAAGACAUAGAUGAGAUGGAACAAUUAGAACAACUGGUGGGAGGUCGUCAUUGGUUUGGAAAUGGCAGUAAAGUCAUCGUGACAACAAGAAAUAAUCAAUUACUGAUUGAUGGUCAUAUAUAUUGA